AGGAGCGCACCUAUUGCUGAUGUUGGACUGGUGGGGAAGUGGGUAGAGGCAUGGAGAGAGACAGGUUUUUUGGCUUGAAAGCAGUUGAUCCAAGCUCGUGAAUGGAAUAACCUUCGUUAUGAGAAACCUCGUCCCUGGCUUAAGGCUUACUGAUAUGCUACGUCUCGUCAGCUGAUCCCAGAUAGAGAUAUUGCAUAUGUGCUUAUAUAUGUAUGGUCCUAGACUCGUGACCAGUCCGUCUAGCCUUUGGGGCUAUUAGAAGUUCCUAUUCGGGAUAGUGAGAGAGGCUGUUUGACCAUGACCAGACCUGUCAGACAAUCCGUAAGUACUGAUCGAUCCAGGUGCUGAUGAAGGACCGUUGUGUAUAUGUUGCAGUGCACGGAGGGGCAGGAUAUCAUGGAGUUGUGUCAGAACAAAGUGUUAAAAGUGCUUUGAAACGGGCUUGUACUCAGGCUUUGCGGGGAUCACCACUAGAUGACUCCUCUGCCCUUUCGGUUGUAGAGCGAGCCAUAGCUGUUCUUGAGGAUGAUGAAUACCUCAACGCAGGUUAUGGUUCCAAUCUGACCAUCGACGGCACUGUAGAAUGUGAUGCGGCUGUCAUGGACGGUUUGACAGGGGAUUUUGGCAGCGUUGGUGCUGUUCCAGGACUAAAAAAUCCAAUAAAACUGGCUUCGGCAUUGUUGAGGCAUUCCAGAGAAUCCGACCCUCUCGGGCGCAUACGCCCCAUGACUCUUGUCGCAUCCGGAGCGCACUCGUUUGCAUUAUCACGAGGUAUCCAGACCGUUGCUCCAAACGAGAUGAUAUCACCGCGAGCGACUCACGAGUGGAAGAAGUGGAAAUCGCGACUGGAUCACCCCAUUGAUGGGGAUCCAGGGAGCUUGCCUCAAGAUGCCAUGCAGGACACGGUUGGCGCGGUGGCCUGGGAUAAUGAAGGCAAUCUCGCUGCUGGCGUUUCAAGCGGUGGGCUGCUUUUAAAAUAUUCUGGUCGUAUUGGUGAAGCAGCUACCUUUGGAGCCGGGUGCUGGGCGCAGCAGUCGCGCAGUGGAUGUUAUGGGAUGGCAUGUAGCAUUUCUGGAGCAGGGGAGCACAUCAUGCGAGGCGGACUGGCCCGUGCGCUGGGCGAAGCCUUACAGUCCCGGCAAUCAGAUGAUAGCGAGCUUGACGCACAUCACGUAUUGCUUCGAAUAUUGAAUCAGCAAUUUACUGAACCAUUAUAUCAACGAGGGGAGCGGAUGCCAAAUGCAGGAGUUUUGCUGUUGACGAAAGAACAAGGCGAAGAUGACGAAGCAGUGGGCAAGUUAUGGUGCGCGUUCACUACAGAAAGCAUGGCGGUCGCAUACGCAAGCACCACCAAACGCUCACCCAAGGCAUCCAUUUUGCGUCGUCCGGCAUCGACUGGCUCUGCUAUAGAUGCAGACAAGUCGUCAGUGUUUAUAACUGCGCUACCCAUU
This is a messenger RNA of Suillus bovinus, 1451 nucleotides long. RefSeq names its product nucleophile aminohydrolase. Gene Ontology annotation, biological process: protein maturation. The annotation marks the transcript as partial. Gene Ontology annotation, molecular function: threonine-type endopeptidase activity. The transcript is spliced from 10 exons. The record is from RefSeq and is a predicted model, not a curated record. Lineage: Eukaryota; Fungi; Basidiomycota; Agaricomycetes; Boletales; Suillaceae.